Syngnathus acus (greater pipefish) is the source of this 1856-nucleotide messenger RNA. It is a transcript of the gene srlb, whose product is annotated as sarcalumenin. Lineage: Eukaryota; Metazoa; Chordata; Actinopteri; Syngnathiformes; Syngnathidae. The coding region runs from base 64 to 1545 and encodes 493 amino acids. Gene Ontology annotation, molecular function: GTP binding. The transcript is spliced from 7 exons. The record is from RefSeq and is a predicted model, not a curated record.
CCUCUUGGGCCCGCCUGCCCUCUAACCUUCCCUCCUUGGUGCAUAUAUAGACCAUGCGGGCCUAUGAGAGGUCUCCUGGCCGCCACCAUGAAGGGUCGCAUGGUCUCCGUCUGCUGCUUCGUCUCGCUGCUGCUGCUUUUGCAGGCCACUGCAGAGGAAGAAGAAGACCUCACGUCCGUGCUCAGAGAUAGGUCUCACAUCGAGGAGACUCUGCGAUUUGCCACCGAGGAAAAAGCAGCAGACUAUGCAGCGGCUGUGCAGAGGUUGCGCAAGAUCUACCACUCCUCCAUCAAGCCCAUGGAGCAGGCCUACAAGUACAACGAGCUGAGGCAGCACGAGAUCUCAGCCUACCCUGGACGAACCCUGGGGGACGCAGCCACAGAUGGCGAAAUCACAUCGAAGCCCAUGGUUCUGUUCCUGGGACCCUGGAGUGUGGGAAAGUCCUCUAUGAUUAAUUACCUCCUGGGCUUGAACGACAACCCCUACCAGCUGUACACAGGAGCUGAGCCCACCACCUCCGAGUUCACCGUCAUCACGCACGGCGAAAAGAUCCGAUCGGUGGAGGGCAUCGUGAUGGCAGCGGACAGCUCUCGCUCCUUUUCCCCGCUGGAGAAAUUUGGGCAAAACUUCCUGGAAAAGUUGAUUGGGAUCGAAAUGCCCCACAAGCUGCUGGAGCGCGUGACUUUUGUCGACACGCCAGGAAUCAUCGAGAACCGCAAGCAGCAGGAGAGAGGCUACCCCUUCAACGACGUCUGCCAGUGGUUCAUCGACCGCGCCGAUCUGAUCUUUGUGGUCUUCGACCCCACCAAGCUGGACGUGGGUCUGGAACUGGAGAUGCUCUUCCGCCAGCUGAAGGGGCGCGAGUCGCAGAUUCGCAUCAUCCUCAACAAGGCCGACAACCUGGCCACCCAGGACCUGAUGCGAGUGUACGGAGCACUGUUCUGGAGCUUAGCGCCGCUCAUCAACGUGACGGAGCCGCCCCGGGUCUAUGUCAGCUCUUUCUGGCCCUACGACUACGCCGCCGACACCAGUCGCGAGCUCUUCAAGCGGGAGGAGAUCUCCCUGCUGGAGGAUCUCAACCAAGUGAUUGAAAAUCGCAUGGAAAACAAGAUCGCUUUCAUCCGCCAGCACGGCAUCCGAGUUCGUAUCCACGGGCUCUUGGUGGACCGCUACGUCCAGACCUUCAAGGAGAAGAUGAGCUUCUUCAGCGACCCAGAACUUGUCUUCAAGGAGAUCGUUGACGACCCGGACAAGUUCUACAUCUUCAAAUCCAUCUUGGCCAAGACCAACGUCAGCAAGUUCGAUCUGCCGAACCGCGACGCCUACCGCGACUUCUUUGGCAUCAAUGCCAUUGCAAGCUUCAAACCCUUGUCAGCCCAGUGCUCCUACAUUGGAGGCUGCCUGCUGGAGAAGAUCGAGAAGGCCAUCACCAACGAGUUGCCCGCUCUAUUGAGCAGCAUCAACUCCGGCAAGCAGCCCGGCCUGUCUUCCUGUGAGGCCACUGGCUGUGGGGAGAAGCCCAAAAACCGUUACCGCAAGAAUUGACAUUAAGCACAACGCAGGGGGAGGGAGCAAGGAAGCAAGGAAGGCUACAGGGGAGGUCAAGAAAAAGACAGGGCUCUGAUGUAGGGCCAACCCUGAUUCAGAAGACUUGCAACAACCAGAGAAUGGAUAGCCGAGCUUUAUUUUCUUCACCAGAGAGGCAUUUUAGGGACUGGGGAUGAGGCAAGAUGGUGGGAGGGGUGGCUCAUUGUCUGAACAAGGCAGCUUGCAAAGGAGUUGAAAAAUUGAACUGUCUGCAAGUCUUGGGGGAGGGGGGACUCACUUGUAUGUGAAUAAAACAGGAAGUAGAAAGA